AUGAAGCUAAACAUAUAUACUAACAUAAUCAUAUCAAAGAUUUCUGCUAGGUCUUCUUUUAAUAGACGCAAUAUUUGUAAAACGUUGGCUAUUAAGCAUCAACUGCAAUUAAACGACAUAUUUACCAAGUUCUUAUUGUGUAAUAACCUUGUUAUAGGUCCUAGUAAAAUAUUACAUUGCUCAAAAUAUAACUUAAUAAAAUCUGAACUCAAUCUUAGUACUGAAGAAACAUUGAUUCGUAUAAGUUGGGCUGAACUUAAAGGAACACGAUACAAAGUGAAUAGUAUUUUGACGAGAGACUUGGAUGAUGACAACCCACAAUUUGUAUAUUCUGUUAAAAAUAUCUAUAUGUAUGGAUCUGAAAACAUCAUUUUUGAGUGUAAUUUAUUAAAUACUGUAGGUUUUAAUGAACAUUUGCAUGCUUUUGAAAUAGAAAUACCAGUAUCAAAUAUGUGUUUCAUUUACCAGGAUUCAUUAAUAUCUCCCAUACCAAACACUUUGAAUGUAACUCCAGAUGGAGUAAGAUAUGUGACAGUUCGAGACCCAUUAUAA
Macrosiphum euphorbiae (potato aphid) is the source of this 552-nucleotide messenger RNA. Lineage: Eukaryota; Metazoa; Arthropoda; Insecta; Hemiptera; Aphididae. The record is from the annotation of a GenBank genome assembly.